ACUCCAUGGUUAGCAGGGGAAAGGGUGAUUUGACGAAGCUCUGCUGUCUACAACAAGUGGUCUGAUAGUUGAGUGGAACAAGUGUCUACUCAUAGUUUCAGUCGUAAAAAGAAACGGAGAAUGGCGUCAAGCAAAAAAUUUUACUUGAAGAGCUGGUGUGCUGUGUUCGCUAUUCUCGCUUUCAUCGGCAAUUGCUCGGCUGAUGACUAUUUUCUCUACGAAUCAGACGAGCUCCCUAGUUUACAUCCAGAGCCUGUGAUAAAGCUGUUGAAUAAAAGAGAGGCUAUGGACAUUAGCGAUAGUACCAAGAAACCAACGUCUAUGAAGCCCCAAUUGAACUCAAGUCCAGAAAACUCAACAAAUUCAAAAUUAGUUAAUGUUGCAAGUGGAGUUGCUGAUAUGCAACAGGGAAACAGUUCAGAAAGCAUUAUUAGCGCAGACACAACAACGAUUUCUGCUCCAACUUCUACAGCAGCAUUUACAAUAUCACUUCAAACAGAAGAGCUACCAAAAGUAGACUACAAUGGUGAUAAUAUCACAGUAACAAAUGUUACCCAAGAUUACCAUAAAUAUUAUAACAGCUCUACAUAUCCUCAACAAGGCAUGCAAUUUUGGAUCGAUUUUGACAAGGAAAAUGCCUCAAUUCAUGACAUGCUGUCUCAAUCACAUCGUCGUGCCGCUACGGUGUCGCUCUCAUUCGACUUCCCCUUCUACGGUCAUUGGGUGCGUAACAUCACCAUAGCCACUGGGGGUUUUUUGUACACUGGGGAUUAUGUUCAUUCGUGGUUGGCUGCCACACAAUAUAUCGCUCCGUUGAUGGCAAAUUUCGACACCAGCAUGAGUAACUACUCAACUAUCAGGUACAUGGAUAAUGGGACAGCGUUUUCAGUUCAGUGGGACAGGGUUGCACUUCAAGAUCGUCCCGAAGUCGGGAACUUUUCAUUCCAGGCAACUUUGUUGAAAUCUGGUGAUAUUAUCUUUGUGUACAAAGACAUUCCCAUUCCCGUCACCACGAUUGGCGAUGAAGCUCAUCCUGUCAAAGUGGGCGUUUCUGAUGCUUAUAUCAUUGACCGAACCAUCUUUUUUGUCCGCCGCAAAACAAUUUACGAGUAUCACAAGGUAGAUAAGAAAACAGAAGAAGUCGCUAGUGGUUCAGCUAUAUAUUUCACCGCUCUGCCUACAUGCGUUGCAUUCAGUUCUUGCGAUACUUGCAUUUCAAAUACCAUUGGUUUUGAAUGUGUUUGGUGUUCCACAGCUGAGCGUUGCUCAGACGGCAUGGACCGUUUUAGACAAGACUGGCUUUUAAAGGGUUGUGACAAGUUAUUCAUAGACAACACAACGAUCUGCAGCUUACCUGUAACCAUUCCGUCAUCUACGGGGCUUCCGCCAGCGGAAAGCACAUUGCCUACUCCGAUACCUACUAAGUUCCCCCCUACUGCUACCACCGUUAUGCCGCCUACUAAACCUUGGGAUGAUUUCGAUCCGUCAGCCAGCCGUGUGACAAAUGUUCCCGUAGUAACCACUUCGACUUCUACUACGUUAUCUCCUCCAAUUUCUGAAGCCCGAGCAAACACUAAGGAUGUCUCUGAAGAUGCCACUGCUUCCAGUGUUUCAUCUGUUGUUGGCAUCCUUUUCUUGAUCGCCAUAGUUCUAGGUCUAGGAGGGUGGCUAUUUUACGCUUAUAGAAAUCCCCACACAUCAUCAGGACAAUGCUUCAUUCGGUAUCGCCCUGCACAAUGGCGAUGGAGAUCCGGAGAGGCUCAUUACACUGCUGCCGCUAUUCACAUGUAAAUGAAAACACGAGAUCCUGCCUUAAACUAGACAGGUUGCCUUCAGAUUAUGCGCACCCACUCACUACUAGCCACGAUUUUCACCUGGGACGUCUUAUGUCAAACGAACCAUUGCCAUCAGCGUUGGCAAUAAGUAGAACCCAAAUUAAUCAUCACUUCCUUAUUUCACCCUGCCCUCCAUUGGAGAGUCGUGCAUGCCGUAAUUGUUUGCACAAUAGACCUCUUUCGUUUUUUCUAUUUUUAACACCGGCUGGUUGAACAAAUCGAAAUAAAAAUUUGAUGCCUUACACUGGGGAGGGGAACAUUUUUAUGCAUACUUAUAUAUUUAGCAAAAAUCUGUCUUCCGAUGGGUAAAUUUAUUUGCUAAGAUCAAUCUCUAACAUGGGAGGAGCGAGAGGCGCGCACAUUUCAAUUGGUUGAUUUACUUCGCCCUCCCCUUUCUAAUUCACGAUUCCUUUAAUUUUAGGCAACAAGUUUAAUUAUUUUUUUCUUCCUUUAUUUUUUUCUCAUUAAAAAUUGCCGGUAUGUGAUAGUUGGGUAGUGUAUAUAGUAACUCUGUUAUUCUAACAUCAGCCUCCAAUUGCUAAACCUGGAUAUUCUUUCAAUUGCGAGUUCUAUCAUUUUUAUAGGAUUUUUUUCCCCCGUCAAUGGUGAUCUGAGUCUUCAUUCUACCCUUCUCUACUUACGGCCUGUAUUUUAUCGUGUUGCUCUCUAUUUGUUUCUUUCUGGCAUUUUGAUCUUUACGAAAUCAUGUGAGUGUGCCUUGUUCGAAGGGGACUAUCACUAUUUUUGUUUCCCCAAUUCGAGACAUUCUAACAAGUGGCAGUUUUUCUUUGUGUUUAUUAAAAUUCGAAUACACAGAAAACUCUUA
Messenger RNA from Daphnia magna, 2661 nucleotides. RefSeq names its product plexin domain-containing protein 2. The record is from RefSeq and is a predicted model, not a curated record. The transcript has 11 exons. NCBI's taxonomy places the organism in Eukaryota, Metazoa, Arthropoda, Branchiopoda, Diplostraca, Daphniidae. Bases 121 to 1791 code for a protein of 556 amino acids.